UUCUGCUUCGAUUUCAGAAUUUAAUGAGACCAAAUCAUCUAUUUCGAUCAAUUCCCAACUAAAAGAGGAAUUAGAUCGACAUGUCAAAAGAGCAGGUCUACAUCAUUUGAGAUCUUAUGGACGUAACUGUGCCGAAGCAACUGCCAUUUCGAACUCUAGUGGAAUCUAUGAGAUUCUCAUUCCCAGCUACAGUAAACACCCCUUUAAAGUUGCUUGUGAUGCUACGACCAUGGGAGGUGGUUGGACUGUCAUUUUGAGUCGUAUGGACGGAAGUGUGGACUUUCAUCGGAAUUGGAAUGUCUACAAGAAAGGAUUCGGAGAUCUGGAUGGAGAGUUCUUUCUGGGAUUGGAUAAAAUUCACGAACUGACUGCAGAGUACAGCCAAGAAUUGCUUGUGGUAGUCGAGGACUUUGAGGGAAACGAAGCCUUUGAGACAUAUGAGAAAUUUGCAAUCGGCAAUGAGGAGGAGCUCUAUGCCUUACAUACUCUUGGCAAAGCCAAUGGAUCUGCUGGUGAUUCACUUCGAAAACAUCAUACCAUGAAAUUUACUACAUUUGAUCGUGAUAAUGAUAGUGAUCAAAAAAGCUGUGCCGUAGAUGACAAUAACGCGUGGUGGUACUAUAGUGGCUGUUAUAAUAGCAACUUGACUGGUAAAUAUAAAGACAAGAGUGGUUAUGGCGUCGAUUGGAUCACUUUUCGGAGCUAUUCCCUUAAGAAAGCUGCUAUGAUGAUAAGACCAAGAAAAUGAAUUAUUAUUUGCACAAAAUAUAAAUCUAACAUGUAUUUAGUCGGUUUAAUUUCAUGUUUUGUGAUA
This is a messenger RNA of Drosophila innubila, 814 nucleotides long. Its product is annotated as ficolin-1-like. The transcript is spliced from 3 exons. The record is from RefSeq and is a predicted model, not a curated record. Lineage: Eukaryota; Metazoa; Arthropoda; Insecta; Diptera; Drosophilidae. The coding region runs from base 230 to 748 and encodes 172 amino acids.